AUGGCUAGCCGAACUCACACCCUGGAUUCCCAAACAUCGGCACCUUUUACAUCGAGUUUGAACAAUAGCCAAACAAGUUUGAACCAUCAAGACGGUCAAGAUGGCGGAUCCGACCGGCCACCAACAUCUUCAACUCGGACGCCCGGCAUGUCUCAGUCUCCAGCUAUGCUCGCAGGACUUGCAACACCGACAAGUUCAACGGCAGGACUGUCGGGUUUAGUCUGCAAUGUACACCGUACAACUGGAAGAGAACCGCAUCCCCUCGUGGGCGCCACUACUACCAUACUAGGCGACAAAUUAUAUGUUUUUGGCGGCCGCCGACUCUCCCGGACGAGACCGCAGCUUACGUCGGACUUGUACGAACUCGAUCUCGUCAAGCGCCACUGGACAAAGGUCGAUGCAAAAGGUGAUAUUCCGCCCCCUCGGUAUUUCCACAGCGUCUGCCCACUUGGUGACACGAAACUCGUCUGUUAUGGAGGCAUGUCACCUGUAAGUCCGUCUUCUAACCAAGCAACUUCUGUGAUACAAGGUGCUCCUGCCGAUGCUCAACCUGAAGUGGUGGUCAUGUCCGAUGUCCACAUCUACGAUGCGCUUACAAGAGAGUGGAUGCAUGUCGCCACAACCGAUCCACCCCAAGGUCGUUAUGCACAUUGCGCAACCAUACUCCCAAGCUCUGCCGUUUUCAGUUCGACAUCAGCCGCUGUAACAGCCAUACGGCACAACCCACCUUCAUCGAAUCCGAACCAGGGUUCUCUUGGCGUACAGUUGGACGGCGAGGGUGGCGCGGAAAUGCUCGUCGUGGGCGGGCAGGAUAGUGCCAACCACUACAUUGAGCAGAUUAGCGUUUUCAAUCUCCGGAGCCUCAAAUGGACGGAAACGAGCACAUUAGGCAGAAGUUGCGGCGCUUAUCGAAGCGUGGUUGCGCCUCUCACCAGUAUCGACCCCAGCGAUAUUGGCGGAGGAACACGGCAAGCUGGCGAAGCAAGAGCACCCGAAGAGCGGAUCUCCAACAAGACUGGCGAGUCAUCAAUGCUCAUAUAUUCCAACUACAAUUUCCUAGACGUCAAGCUCGAAUUACAAGUACGGCAUCCCGAUGGAACCCUGUCCGAGAAGCCAAUGCACGGCAAUUUCUCACCACCAGGCCUCCGAUUUCCAAACGGCGGUGUCAUAAACAACCACUUUGUAGUAAGCGGUACAUUUUUGACCUCCUCAAAACAAGAAUAUGCUUUAUGGGCUCUCGACUUGCGAACACUAAGUUGGGGCCGCAUCGAAGCUGGUGGUAACAUCUUCAGCCAGGGUAGCUGGAACAGAGGAGUGUUGUGGAACCGUCGAAAUAGCUUCGUUAUUCUUGGAAAUCGCAAGAGAAGUCUGGUUGAAGACUACAAUCAUCGGCGCAUCAAUUUCUCGAACAUGUGCGUGGUUGAACUAGAGGCAUUUGGACUCUACGAUAAUCCACGCAAAGUAACACCAGCAUCGGGAUUCAGCUCUAUAAGCGCACCGCCCCAGCACGAUCGACUUGAUAUGCUUGCAGGUGGUCGCACGUUAUUACCCGCGGCCACCGAGCUAGGUCAGCUGGCUUUAGGCAUGCGAGAACUUGCGGACAUGGAUUUCCUAGCCUUACACGGCGAGCGCAUCCCCGUUAACUCUCACAUUAUUGCUCGACGCUGGGGCCCCUAUUUCAAUCAGCUGCUCCGCGAGAGUGCCCAAAGCGCGGAGAAAGAAAAUGCUGAGGCAGCGACUCUACGACCUACUGCCACAAUGCAUCCAUCAAGGAACUCGAGCAUCACCAUUACACCUUCUAUCAGGACAACUUACUCAACCGCAACAACACUCACCGCCAACACUAUAACGCCAUCCGAGGCCACAGCCGUAUCAGCGAACUCCUAUUCCUCACUGAGCCCCCCAGAACCUUCAUCGCACUCGCCAUCGCAACGGCCUCGAACAUUAUUCCUCCCACACACACAUCUUACACUUCAAGCCCUUAUACAUUUCCUAUACACAUCAUCACUACCACCACAUAACUCACCCCUAUGCUCACCGCAGAUUCUUUGUUCUCUACUUCAGCUGGCGCGACCAUACCACAUCGACGGCUUACUGGAAGCGAUCAUCGAGAGACUUCACAUCUUAUUAGACAACAGAAACACUGCGGCAAUCUUCAACGCUGCAGCCAUGGCGGCUGGCGGCGGCUCCGGUAUCGCGUUCAAGGGUGUCAACGGCGUGUCAGGCACGAACGGAACAACGAAUGGCUUCUCAACCUCUGUUUCAAGCAACAAUACUACAGUUGCCGACGUAGAACGGAGCCUGGAUGCUGGCCUUCGCGCACUCCGCGUCAACACUGAUGUAGAUCGGAAUCACGAUGACGAAGUCAGCUCAGCGGCGUCUGAAGCAACAUCAGCUUCAGCAUCUGAUAGCGGAUUUGGAGAUGGAAGUGGCAUCGAAGACCGAGAGACAUGGAAUGGGGAGAUGAGUGCAGUAGUUGGGCUACAAAAGCGAGGACUGAGGGGCCUUAUGGAGGGCCGCAGAAUCAGGGAAAUGGGUAGAGGAAGAGACAGAAGCAGAGACGAUGGUGCCAUGGGCAACGGAGAUGGAGUAGGCCUUGGCUUGCAGGGCGCUUGA
This is a messenger RNA of Alternaria arborescens, 2616 nucleotides long. RefSeq lists its product as hypothetical. The record is from RefSeq and is a predicted model, not a curated record. Gene Ontology annotation, molecular function: protein binding. NCBI's taxonomy places the organism in Eukaryota, Fungi, Ascomycota, Dothideomycetes, Pleosporales, Pleosporaceae. Gene Ontology annotation, cellular component: mitochondrion; cytosol. The transcript has a single exon. Gene Ontology annotation, biological process: cell redox homeostasis. The coding region runs from base 1 to 2616 and encodes 871 amino acids.